AUGAUCCUCACAACAUGCGCCGCCUGCGCCGCCCCACUGGCCCACAACGCGCCGCGUUGCGUUAGAUGUUGGACGCGCUACUGUGAUGCCACUUGCCAGCAUGACCACUGGCGCCGCGGCCACAAGCAGAUGUGCAAGAAAAUACACCGCGGCGGCAACGCGGAGCAAUACAACGCGAACAAAAAAUACAAGGAGGCAGUCGCGGUCGCGGUCGAGGCGUGCGCGGCGGACACGAAGGGCCAGACGUGCUACAUCUGCACGCAGGCUUUGCAUUGGAAGACUAAGGAGGGCCUCGUACGCGGUUGUGCGUGCCGCGGGACGGCGGGCUUUGCCCACGUGUCGUGCCUGGCGGAGCAGGCGAAGCUUUUGAUCGACCAAGGAGCGGGAGUGUAAACCCGGGGAGAAUCGCUUCAUAGCAGCCUUGAAUCUUUCAGUCUCACUGAUGCACAACUUCGAACACGCCGAAGCUUGCGUCUUGACGCGUAAAACGAUUUCGGCAGCGGUGCUGGAGCUAGGAGAAGACCACGAGACGACGCUAUUGCUAAGGCAUCAACUCUGUCAAGGGUUAAUCAGAGGCGGGGCCCAGACACGAGACGACAUAGCUGAUGCACUGGAGAGUAUUAUUGACGCCUUCAAGCGUUUUCAACGAGUCUUUGGU
Molecule: messenger RNA, 658 nt
Organism: Pelagomonas calceolata
Lineage: Eukaryota; Pelagophyceae; Pelagomonadales; Pelagomonadaceae
Source: the annotation of a GenBank genome assembly